This is a messenger RNA of Fusarium fujikuroi IMI 58289, 1029 nucleotides long. Its product is annotated as related to dehydroshikimate dehydratase. The transcript is spliced from 2 exons. NCBI's taxonomy places the organism in Eukaryota, Fungi, Ascomycota, Sordariomycetes, Hypocreales, Nectriaceae. Bases 1 to 1029 code for a protein of 342 amino acids. The record is from RefSeq and is a predicted model, not a curated record.
AUGGUGAUCCAAUACCAAGGGUCUCAGAUCCCCAUCUCGUUCGCAUCAUGCAGCAUCCCCAUGAAGAUCAAGGCCAGUCUUCCUGAUAAGCUCGGCGCCGUUCGAAAAGCUGGCUUUGACGGUAUUGAGCUAUCUAUGCCCGAUAUUCUUGACUAUGGAAAGCUUCUUAGUGGAUCUCAACCAAAAGAGGAUGACUACGACACUCUUGCGGACGUUGCGAAGCAGAUCAGGUCGUUGACGGAUGAACUUGGCCUAAAGAUCAUGAUGCUUCAGCCUUUUGCGAAUUUUGAGGGCUGGAAGAAGGGCGAACAUGACGAACAGAGGAAGAAGGCAUUUGACAAGGCACGAGGAUGGGUCAAGGUCAUGGAGGCUGCUGGUAUCACUUUGCUACAGGUGGGAUCAUCUGACUCUGAGGGAAUUUCAUCUUCAUUCGAUGACUUGGCCUCCGAUCUAGCGGAGCUAGCAGACCUUCUCGCCGAAAAAGGCUUCAGCAUCGCUUACGAAAACUGGUGCUGGGCCACCCACGCUCCAACCUGGAAAACAGUAUGGCAAAUCGUCCAAAAGGCCAACAGGCCCAACAUUGGUCUGUGUCUCGACACCUUUCAAACCGCUGGCCUUGAAUGGGGCGAUCCAACUACGAAGGACGGCCUAGUCAAAGCCAGCAGCGAUGAAGAGCGCAAAACUCGCUGGGAAAAGAGUCUCGAAGAACUGGCUGCCACUGUCCCAGCGGAUAAGAUUUACUUGUUGCAGAUCUCAGAUGCGUACAAGAUGGAUCCGCCUAUUGAGGAUAAGAAAGACGAGGAGGGGAGUAGGCCUAGGGCGAGGUGGAGUCAUGAUUAUAGGCCGUUGCCGUGUGAUGGUGGAUAUUUGCCUGUUCAAGAUAUGCUGCAUGCUGUUCUGAAGACGGGUUUUCGGAGUUGGUUGUCGAUGGAGGUGUUUGAUGGGCUUGAGGGGGAGAAUACGGAUAUGAAUGAGUAUACUGUUGCGGCUGUUGAGUCGUUGAAGAAGCUCAUUCAGGUCAGUGAAUGA